Messenger RNA from Stylonychia lemnae, 1461 nucleotides. NCBI's taxonomy places the organism in Eukaryota, Ciliophora, Spirotrichea, Sporadotrichida, Oxytrichidae. The record is from the annotation of a GenBank genome assembly.
AUGGAUAUAAAGAAAUUCAACUAUCUUGAUUGGGAGUCAGUUUUUGGAUUUUUGAAAUACUAUGCUGGAACUUUAAAAUCAGAUUAGCCAACAAAGAGGAAGAUCAAUUCGAUUUUCAGAAGGCUUGAUGUGAAUGCUGAUCAAAAAUUAGCAUUUAAUGAAUUCGCUGAAGCAAUAAAGCCAAUUGAUGUAUACUUUACUGAUGUAGAUGAUAUCAAUCUAAGGCAAGUAAGUCCAAGAAAGUAUAGUCAGGCAGAAUUAGCAGAAUUUAAGAGGCAAUUAAGAUAAGAGCACAGAGAACAUAAAAGUGCAGAAAGAUCAAAGCCAUUGAGAACAUUUAAAUCUAUACUUAGUUCUAAGGAUGUGAGGGCAAUAAAAGAGCUUCAAUCUCCUAUAAAAAGAUAGUAAAAUGAUAUAAUGAUCCAUAAAAAUGAACAAGAGGAUCAAGAUUAUUCCCCAAUUAGGAAAAUAAAUUAAGACUAACCAAUGAAAAUAGAUGAUUUAAGUACUGUAAAGAAGUUUUAAGAGAAGAAAACAAGUGAUAUAAUGCAAGGUGCUUAAUCUACUCAGAAGAUCCAUUAUUACAAUUUUAAUAAUGAAAAUUCUACUUAGAAAAACAUUAGAUUUUCAUCAGGAAUUAAAAAUAAUUAGGAAACUCCAAUUAAAGAAUCUCCAUCUGCUCAAUCCAUUAGAUAGCAGCAAUUAGACUAGAAUAAUGAAAAAUCAUCUGAAAAAUAAUCAAUAUCUGCCCAUAAGUAGUCUCAAUUUUCUAUUGAUAGCUAUUCACCUGAAAAAUUUGCCUAAGAUUCACACUAAAUUGGCAAUAUUCAUAAUAGUCUCAAACUUAUUGAGCAUGAAAAGGAUUUAUUAUUCAGCAAAGCUUAAGAUUUUAACAUCUUAGAUGCAUUCAGAGCAUUUGAUAUUGAUAAUAAGGGAUAUAUUUCGCAGGUAGAAUUAAUAUCAGGUUUACUCGAGAUGAAAAUAGAACAUUCGUAAUCUGAAUUAAACACUUUCUUCAAAUACUAUGAUUCAGAAGGAUAAAAAAAGAUAAGGUUUGCUGAUUUCAGUAGGGCUUUUCUUCCAUCAGAUAAGGACAAAAGUCUUUAAAUCUUAAAGAGAGACCCACUUAAUGUUAAGGUGAUAAAGAGACCUACAUUGAUGUUCCUCAAGAAUACAUUUUUACAAUACAUUGUCGUGUGGAGAAUAUUGCUUAGGCAAAUGUGGGAAAUAGACAAUUAUAAGAAGAGAUAUGCUUAAGCUAAUUGUUUCGAUGUUGAAAAGCCAUUCUUCGAUAUGGAUAAAAAUAGGCUAGGAAAGAUAAGCAAAGAUAAUUUGAAGUAGUACAUGAUUUAAAAAUAGGAUGAAUAAAGAUAUAGCGAUUAGGAUAUUGAUAUGAUAUUCAAUUACUUCAAUCGUAGAGAACUACCCUAAGUAUCUUUUGAUGAUGUAAGAGUUACUUGA